This is a messenger RNA of Echinostoma caproni, 990 nucleotides long. Lineage: Eukaryota; Metazoa; Platyhelminthes; Trematoda; Plagiorchiida; Echinostomatidae. The record is from the annotation of a GenBank genome assembly.
AUGAACUCGCCACAUGUGAACCCAAUGUUUCACGUGACCAACCCCAUGUACACCUAUCGGGUACCACCAUUACAUUCCAAUCCACCUGCACCGUAUCAUAUGGAGUCUAAUUCUAUCCGACUGCGCAGCAUGCCCUUACAACAGCAACAACAACCACAGCCACCACCCACAGAAACUUGUGCAGUCACUGUAAACACUCCAAUUCACCGCAGAGGAAGAAAAUCAACUGUACCACCUGAACAACGUGAACAAAUUCGUCGGCUUAAAAAGCAAAACAUGGAACGUCGACGACGUGCGUGCAUUUCUGACAAGAUGAACGCGUUGCAUUCUAUGGCCAUGUCCGUUGUUGGAAUCGAUGCCGCGGUCCAACAGAAAGUGGAAAAAGCCGAUAUUCUGGGCAUUUGUUACACCGUUUUGGAAGGUAUAGCAAAACUGGCGAACGAACGACCAGAAUUACGUUCGCAACUCCACGGACUACGAUCCUAUUUGCAAGAACACCAUGCACAAACCACAACAGUCAGAUCUGUGGAUGAACAUUCUCAGAGUAGCGCGUGUUCCGAGGAAGUGGAACACCUUCUCGGAGUGGAUUCACCUCUGAUCGUUGAUACCGCAUACGAGGAUAAAGAAAAUAGACCCGUUAAAUCGCCAUCGAACGUGGGCAAAACUUCGGCCAGUCAGUUCGACCCACAUCCGACUUCCUCCAAGUGGCACUCAACCCCAUCCAAUCAGUGGGCUGCAUCGGCCACCUGUCAAGACAGUGGCUACUCAAGCUCAAUCGGACCGGGAAGCAGUACAUCCGCAGUGAAAUUGGCCAGGGUUCGAAGUCCGUCGGUCAUGCAAGAGUGGCCUAAGUCGAUCGAACUACUCAGCGCGAGUGAAUCACCAAUCCGAUUGGGCAAACGAUCAGCGUUCCGAGUAAUCAAACGUGACGGGGAACGAGAAGGAGCCGCCGCUGCGUCCACAGUAUGGCGACCUUACUUGGAUGAUUGA